Messenger RNA from Podospora pseudocomata, 3198 nucleotides. RefSeq lists its product as uncharacterized. Gene Ontology annotation, molecular function: carboxylic ester hydrolase activity. The coding region runs from base 1558 to 2868 and encodes 436 amino acids. The record is from RefSeq and is a predicted model, not a curated record. The transcript has 2 exons. NCBI's taxonomy places the organism in Eukaryota, Fungi, Ascomycota, Sordariomycetes, Sordariales, Podosporaceae.
UGAUAAGUGAAGAGGGGGUCACAAAGAUGUGAGACCUGCCGAUAAUACGUACGAGGUGGAGAUCAACCGCGGGGGAAUAUCUUGUGGCCCCGGCAACCUCAAAUCGGGGUAGCUAUCGUGGAACGGUGAUGGCUGACUGUGUCGCCGUUCAUCAACGUGUCUGCCGCGCCAACUGUGACAACAGGAAACCACGAGGAUACGGUCAGGAAUCGAGGAAGAAGCAUUUUGCUUAAGUCGGCGACCCCAGGAUUUGUGCUGUCAUCUCCAGCGCCAGCUCUUGGCGUGGCGGUCCUUGUCGAUGCGUCCGAGCUUUGGCGUUUACAGGGGUUUCGGUCGCACAUCAGUUGUAUUGAAGCAAGACACCAAAGCCUCCCGUUUCAAGACCGAGCUGUACAUCUCAUGAGGGACCAGCGUGUCAGAAAUAUAUCUCACAAAUGAGAUCCGAGUAAGCAAUAUUCCAACAGCGAAUGCUCAGUCAGAGGCAUCAGAUCAGGUCGACCCACCAGGAGCUUGCCGUGUAAGUGCGCCAAGGCUCCAUCACCACCAAACAUGAAGAAUCUCCAUCAUCAUCUCAUGAAGCAGAUCCGGAGCAGCGGCAGUGGCGCGUGAGGUGCAUGAACCUUGAUAGCAGAUGCCAAUCUCAAAUUGCGAAUCAAAAGAAUAGGAUCUGCGAAACUGCCGUAACCUGGCGCAGCUUCUUGUCCUCUGGAAGCUGCAAUUGAGAGCCAAUGGCUUAUCAGACCCACAGAAGAACCCCUGGUCUGUCACUUCAGCCUCACAACACUCCCAGACGACUACAUAAGGGCGACAUUGUAUAGAUGUCUAACGUUAUGCUCGACGGAUACGGGUUGCCCUGAAAUAGAUGCCUUACCGAAUUGCCAGAAAGCUACCUAUCAAGAUGUCAAGCAGCCAAAAUACCCUGGGUGAGAGCAUGAGAGGGGUAUGGACGGCCCAGCACGACAUAUGACGCCUCAAUGAUAUACAAACUAACCGAUAGCUGACUGAGCAGCUAUCGAGAGAUGUUCCGAAUAACGCAAGACGACAAUCGUCAAGUCGACCUGGACAAUCGAGAUUCCUCAUAACUCGGGGCUGGAUGCUAGAGAAAGCAGUACGGAGCAGCCUCCUCCGAGGUCGAGUGGGAGAAUAGAAAUCUCGUCAGUUCCCCGCCACAGGCCGCUGCAGCACAAACCCAGAUAGUGACUCUUUACGCCUCUUGAAGCUGAAGACUGGUCAUGAUAAUGUCCAAUGCAGCCCCCAAGGCAAGCGAGUCACCCACUUGGCCGAGAUGAGCUUGGCAGGGGGCAGAAUGCAGUGUCACUUCAACUGCAGAUUCAACGGCGAUGGUAACCAAAGAUGAACAAUUAGCCUGCAUAUCGGCCUCGACCUCCCGUGUUCCCCGUCUUCACCUCUGGGCGGACCAUUACUUCCAUCAAUGGGGACCGGUUCACGGUGAGCCCACCGUGGGCUGCUCAAGUAUAAACAUGGGCCUUCUUCCCGGCUUUACUCACGCUCAGUUCUUCAAGCUCAGGUUGAUCGUUACCCGAGCUCACCCUCAGAAUGUUGUCCUUGUCAAAACUGGCCGUCCUGGGCCUGGGACUCAUCUCACAAGCUUCCGCCGUGAUCCUACAAAACGGCCAAGUCAGAGAGACCAACUUCCCCAACACCCGCCUGGACAGCUUUUCUCCCUCUUCCUACAGGACAUAUCCCGCAAACGCGAGUGAGAUCUCCUAUAAGGGACGCUGGGACUCCAAAUAUGUCUCCUGGUGGUCAGCCCCCGGCAUCAAAUUCGGCUACACCGGCCAGACCGUCGCCAUCACCUUCGGCAACUUGACCACCGACCGCGUCCUCGUCGGCUACCGAAUCGGCGGCCUCGACUGGAUCUUCACCAACAUCACCGCGGGCGCCACCCACCUCCUUGUCUCCCCAGAGACCCCCGGCUCCUCCCUCACCGGCCCCAUCAACCCCUGGACCUUUGAACUCCGAGUCUCCAACUGGGCGUACGGCAUCCAAAUCGACUCCGUCCACGUCGCCAAAGGAGAGAAACUGAUCAAAAUCCCCGACCAUGGCCGCCGCAUCGAAGUCAUCGGCGACAGCCUCUCCGCGGGCAUGUACACCACCUACGAGGGCCUCACCAGCUGGGCCUACGGUCUUGGGGCUGGUUUAGGAAACACCGAGUACUCCGUCACCGGGUACCCGGGCAUUUGCGCCGCAGAUCAAGACUGCUGGGGCAACCCCCGAGGGCAAGUCCAUCAGUGGUUUUACACCUCCGACACCAGCUGGAGAGCCUCCCAAAUCUGGGGAGACAACCCUGAGCCAUGGGACUUUUCCAAGCAACCCGCCGCUGACAUCGUCGUGAUAAACAUCGGCACCAACGACCACAACCAACACAACAACGUCUCUACCGAGGCGUACAUCGACGCGCUGGGUAAGAUCAUCCAGGGUGUCCACGGCAAGUGGCCCAAAGCACAAGUCAUCGUCAUGUCCCUUUGGCUAGGGUUCUACCAGCAGGGGAAUACCUACCUCCCCAACGCGCCGGAGGGCUGGGUGAAAGAAAUCCAGGACUUGGUGAAGUACUUCAACUCGGACAAGUACCUCAGCCAGCCGGUGAUCUAUGACGGGGUGACGAAGAAGAGCACCAAGUUGAGGGUGAAGAGGAAGGAGAGCCCGUUUGUGCACUGGUUCAAUACCAAGGGGAUCUUGCAGCAUAAUGAUAUUGGGCCGCAGUGGCAUCCGACUGAUGUGGGGGCUAUCAAGGUUGCUAGUCACUUGCAGCAGUUUAUCAGGAUCAAGUUUGGGUGGGAGUUGGAGGCUACGGGGCCGGAGGUGUGGCAUGAGACGCUUUAUUGGAAUGAUGAGAGUGGUUAUUAGGGGGGUAGAGGUGUUCUGUUCUGUGCAUAAGGUUAGGUAUGAGAUUGCGAGACUGGAAAUAUAUGAAAUAUAUGUUUGGGACAGCUCGCAAGAUUGAAAAGUGCCUGUAUCCUGCGUUGUGUGUGUUUAGAAGCUCCUACAAACAACACACGGCCGUUUGGAUACUGCUUCCUGGCUUGUUGUUGUUGUAUGAACAGUCUCCGUAGGUACCUCACGCAAAAAAAAAAAAAAAGCAAAAAAAAAAAUACCAUCUCAGCACAACCAAAGCACUUGUCAUUCUGAUGCGAAGACCAUAGGGGGCUUACAAGUUUUGGAAGACAAGAAAGUUCU